Amphimedon queenslandica is the source of this 327-nucleotide messenger RNA. RefSeq names its product lon protease homolog, mitochondrial-like. The record is from RefSeq and is a predicted model, not a curated record. Gene Ontology annotation, molecular function: ATP binding; single-stranded DNA binding; ATP-dependent peptidase activity. Gene Ontology annotation, biological process: chaperone-mediated protein complex assembly; protein catabolic process; protein quality control for misfolded or incompletely synthesized proteins. Lineage: Eukaryota; Metazoa; Porifera; Demospongiae; Haplosclerida; Niphatidae. Bases 1 to 318 code for a protein of 105 amino acids. Gene Ontology annotation, cellular component: mitochondrial matrix. The transcript is spliced from 4 exons.
AUGGAGUCAUUGGCUCAGAUCAUUGAGGCUGGUAAAAGAGUUAUAGAUGAUCCUACACAUCUUGCUGAUUUUGGAGCUGCACUGACCAGUGGAGAAUCACAUCAAAUUCAAGCAGUUCUUGAAUGUCCAGACAUUCCUGAGCGAUUGAUAUUAGCACUUGAACUACCCAAGAAAGAACUAGCCAUAGUAACUCUACAAAAGAAACUUGGAAAAGAAGUUGAAGAGAAGUUUGCAAAAAUGCAGAGAAAGUAUAAUUUUAUUACAAGGGGAACUGAAAAUAAUAAAGAGAGAACUAGGAAUAUAAGUAAUGGAGUAUGAGAGAGAGAG